This is a messenger RNA of Scatophagus argus, 4082 nucleotides long. It is a transcript of the gene npr1a, whose product is annotated as natriuretic peptide receptor 1a. Gene Ontology annotation, cellular component: membrane. The transcript is spliced from 22 exons. NCBI's taxonomy places the organism in Eukaryota, Metazoa, Chordata, Actinopteri, Scatophagidae. Gene Ontology annotation, molecular function: ATP binding; peptide receptor activity; protein kinase activity. Gene Ontology annotation, biological process: cGMP biosynthetic process; receptor guanylyl cyclase signaling pathway; intracellular signal transduction. The coding region runs from base 348 to 3539 and encodes 1063 amino acids. The record is from RefSeq and is a predicted model, not a curated record.
UCUCUCUCUGUCUCGCUGACUCGCUCUGUGUGGACAGUCUGCGGAGCCGGAACAUUACCGGGACGUUUGCGCGUUUGUUCGGACUGUAGUGAACCGGAAACAGCAGCGGGGCUCGAGUCUCUGGCGUGACGGUGAAACGGACUCCGGUGUGUGUGUGUGUGUGUGUGUGUGUGUGUGUCUGACUUCUUUUGGUUUGUUGCUGUGGAAACGUCCGCGCUCCUUUCUUCUUGUUCUUGUUGUUCUUCUUCUGGUGUGAGCAUGAAGCUGCAGGAAGCGGCGGACUGAAGCAGGUGCUGUUUUUUUGUUCCCUGCAGCUUGUCUGACAGGCUCUUAGACCACUCAUCGUCAUGCUCUCCUGGUCGCCACAUCCAUUACUGCUUCUCCUCUUCUUCCUCGUCCAGUUGGUUGAGUCCUCUGUCUCUGCUAACAACACCACGGUGGAUCCUCAGGAGGUGACUCUAGCAGCCAUAUUGCCUCUGACUAACACAGACUAUGCAUGGGCGUGGCCUCGUGUGGCACCAGCGCUCCACCAGGCAGUGCGGCGCGUGAACUCAGACCCGUGGCUGCUUCCAGGCCUGAAGCUAAAGCUAGUCCACGGCAGCUCAGAGAACCGUGACGGCUUCUGCUCAGACUCCAUGGCACCACUGGUUGCGGUUGACCUUAAGCUAACCCACGAUCCCUGGGCUUUCAUUGGCCCUGGCUGCGACUACUCCUCCUCACCUGUCGCACGCUUCACCACACACUGGGAUGUACCCAUGGUGACCGCUGGCGCCCGCGCCAUUGGCUUUGAGCGCUAUGCGGCAGUCACCAACACAGGCCCCACCCACAAGAAGCUGGGCGAGUUCGGAUUGAGGAUCCAGGAGACAUUCGGCUGGAGGCAGCACGCCAUGCUCAUUUUCAGUGACAACAAGGAUGCCAAUGACGACCGGCCGUGUUACUUUGCCAUUGAGGGGCUCUACACGAUGCUUGGUAUGCACAACAUCACCAUCCGCGACCACGUCAUUGAAGGCGACAACAUCAACUACAAGCUGAUGGUCCAGGAGGUCCGCGACAAUGGCAGAGUUGUUUAUCUGUGCUGUCCCUGGGACAUCUUCAGGACUCUGAUGGUCCAGUUCUGGAUGGAGGGGGUACAGCUGGAGGACUAUGUCUUCUUUUUCAUUGAUGUUUUUGCUGAGGGUUUGGGGAAUAGGGGCCCCGUCAGGCCAUGGUUCAGGGGAGACCAGGACGACGAAGCUGCCCGUCAUGCCUUCAGGAGUGUGAAGGUGCUGACCUACCUGGAGCCUCAGAAUCCAGAGUAUCUUCAGUUUGUUGAAACUCUGAAGAUGGAUGCGAAGAAAAUGUUCAACUUCACCCUCUCAGACUCUCUGUUUAACCUGAUAGCUGGAGGUUUCCACGACGGAGUGAUGAUCUACUCUCAGGCUCUGAACGAGACCCUGAGCGAGCAGAGAGCAGUGCCAGGAGCAGGCCUGGGACGGGUCCAGAGGCCCAAAGGAGAUGUGGUCACCAGGAGGAUGUGGAACAGGACCUUCCCAGGAGUGAUGGGUUCACUGGAGAUGGACGAGUUUGGGGACAGACAGAUGGACUUUGCUGUGUGGGACAUGACAGACAUUGAGUCUGGACAGUUUCAGGUGGUGUGUGUGUAUAACAGCAGCGUGAAACAGCUGGUCAUGCAGAGUGGGCGGAGCUUCCAGUGGCCUGGUGGCUCUCCACCUGUGGACGUCCCAGAGUGUGGCUUCAAGAACGACAAACCAGCCUGCCUCGCACGUACUGUUACGAUGCAUCAGAUGGUUGCCAUAGUGAUCUGCUUCCUCUUUGUCAUCAUCGUUACAGUGACUGUCUUCAGCUACAGGAAGUUGAAGCUGGAGAGUGAGCUGGCGGCUCAGCUGUGGAGGGUUUCAUGGGACGACGUCCAGAUAUGCAAUCUGGAUAAAGUCCUGAGGAGAGCCUGCAGCAGACUCACCAUGUCUCUGAAAGGAUCCAACUGUGGCUCUCUGAUGACCAUGGAGGGAAACAUCCAGAUCUACACAAAAACGGGAUACUACAAGGGAAACCUGGCAGCCAUCAAGUAUAUCAACAAGAGGCGCAUCGAACUGACCAGGAAUGUUCUGUUUGAACUAAAACAUAUGCGAGACGUUCAGAAUGAGCACCUGACUCGCUUCAUCGGCAGCUGCAUCGACCCGCCAAACAUGUGCAUCAUCACGGAGUACUGCCCCAGAGGCAGUCUGCAGGACCUGAUGGAGAGCGACAGCAUCACUCUGGACUGGAUGUUCAGAUAUUCUCUUAUCAAUGACAUUGUCAAGGGUAUGUUGUUUCUUCACAACAGUGUCAUUGUCUCCCACGGCAACCUCAAGUCAUCCAACUGUGUGGUGGACAGUCGCUUCGUCGUGAAGCUCACAGACUACGGCCUGCAGAGUCUGAGGACCAGCAGCUGCCCCGAGGACACACACGCUUACUACGCCCGAAAGCUGUGGACGGCCCCUGAGCUGCUGAGGACAGAGUGUCCUCCCCCCCGUGGGACUCAGAAAGGAGACGUCUACAGCUUUGGCAUCAUCCUCCAAGAGGUGGCUCUGCUCAGAGGAGUCUUCUUCCUGGACACACACACUCCGAUUCCCAAAGAGAUCAUACAGGCAGUAGUUCAGGGUGGCGUCCCCGCACUCCGUCCCUCCCUCUGCUUCCACAGUCACAGUGAAGACCUCGGAGUCCUGAUGCAGCGCUGCUGGAGCGAAGAGCCGAGCGAGAGACCUGACUUCAACACCAUCAGGAUCCUGCUGAGGAAACAACACAGGGGUUAUGGUUCCAACAUCCUGGACAACCUCCUGUCUCGUAUGGAGCAGUAUGCCAACAACCUGGAGGAGCUGGUGGAGGAGAGGACGCAGGCGUAUCACGAGGAGAAACGCAAGGCUGAGUCCCUGCUCUACCAGAUUCUACCACACUCAGUGGCGGAGCAGCUGAAACGAGGUGAGACAGUUCAGGCUGAAGCUUUCGACUCCGUCACCAUCUACUUCAGUGACAUUGUGGGCUUCACCGCCCUGUCAGCUGAGAGUACACCACUACAGGUUGUGACCUUGCUGAACGACCUCUACACCUGUUUCGAUGCCAUCAUCGACAACUUUGAUGUUUACAAGGUGGAAACCAUUGGUGAUGCCUACAUGGUGGUGUCAGGCCUGCCGGUCAGGAACGGCAAGCUGCAUGCUCGGGAGGUGGCCCACAUGUCUCUGGCUCUGCUGGACGCCGUCACGAGCUUCAAGAUCCGCCACCGAGCCAACCAGCAGCUCCGGCUCCGCAUCGGCAUACACAGUGGUCCGGUGUGUGCAGGUGUGGUGGGGCUGAAGAUGCCCAGGUACUGUCUGUUUGGAGACACCGUCAACACGGCGUCACGCAUGGAGUCCAACGGAGAGGCCCUGAAGAUUCACGUGUCGGAGGCGACUCGUCAGGUCUUGUUGGAGUUCAGUUGCUUCCAGCUGCAGCUCAGAGGAGAAAUCGAGGUGAAGGGAAAAGGACGCAUGAGGACGUACUGGCUGCUGGGGGAGACCAACUGAGGGAGGACAGGAUGGAGUGGCGGAGCUGAUGUCACAGAGAGAAAGAAAGUCACCGAUGGACACUGUCCACCGUCCUGCUUCAGGCCACAUCUGGACAGACACACUGACUGAAACAACCAUCUGGGAUUGGACUCCUCCUCCUCUUUGAUUGGACGUUCAGCUCAGCUUUUCACCCAGAAGCCUACAGACAGAUGAAUGUUUCACUGUAAAAAUAAAUCAUUAGAAUUUAGUCAUAUAAAUACAAAAAUGAACUGAGUGGGUUUGAUUAUCUUUGGGUCGUAAUCGUUCAAACUGUCAACUUUUCAUCUUCAGUCUCAGUCAUUUUUGGAAUAAUAUUCUAAUAAUUUCCAAGACCUAUACUGCAUUCAGACCCAUGAGAGAACACAUUUUUUAUUGAUUAUUUGAGACUUACUCUCUGUAUAUGUUGCUGACUAUAACUAUUAACUGUGUGCUACAUUUUCCCUAAAAUUUGGACCAAUCACUUGGAGGAGUGUUUUUGGAAAUUUGAGGAACUGUAAAAUAAAGUGGAAAUUAAAACUAUGA